Molecule: messenger RNA, 399 nt
Organism: Postia placenta MAD-698-R-SB12
Lineage: Eukaryota; Fungi; Basidiomycota; Agaricomycetes; Polyporales; Adustoporiaceae
Exons: 4
Coding region: 1-399 (132 amino acids)
Biological process (GO): chromatin remodeling
Cellular component (GO): Ino80 complex
Source: RefSeq, a predicted model, not a curated record
AUGCAUCUCCCGCGGCCGUUCAAGAACCCCCACUACACCAAGAACGUGAACCGAAGGACGAAGAACCUCAAGGCUGUCCUCACGCACGAGCGGGACCGAGAACGGGCGGACCGGGAGAGAAGACGACAAGAGAAGGAGGACGCGAUGGAGGUAGACGGCGAGCCAGGAGACAGCACGCCAGAGGAAGAGAUGCCGACUUACGCUUCAAUCGAGGCGCCGCCAUCCCUCCUUCCGCAACGACGGUACUGUGACAUUACUGGGCUCGAGGGGCCAUACACGGACCCGGCGACGGGUCUACGAUAUCACGACAAGAGCGUCUACGAACUCAUCAAGGGGCUGAGUGCCGCUGCGGCAAAGGACUAUUUGGCUGCCCGGGGCGUCAACCCGAUUGUCAAAUGA